UUAUACGACAGACAAGAGUUCCUCUUCUCCGCGGUGACUUCCAAGAACCCCGAUAAAAACCCCCAAAAGCCCACCAUUUUCCCGUUUGGGCAAAACCCUCUGCGAAACCCUGGAACAUAGGAGUUCAAGGGAAAGAGAUACGGAGAGGCAUGAAGGAAGAAGACGCGGGCCCACCCAAUAGGGAACUGUACGCACUGCUUCACUUGUCACCGGAAGCCUCCGACGAAGAAAUCCGGAAGGCUUAUCGCCAAUGGGCCCAAAUCUAUCACCCUGACAAGUACCAAGCCCCCCAUAUGAAAGAUAUUGCUACAGAGAACUUUCAACGGAUAUGUGAAGCAUAUGAAAUUUUAUCAGAUGUAACUAAAAGACAAAUAUAUGAUAUCUAUGGUAUGGAAGGCCUGACUUCUGGUUUGGAGCUUGGUCCGAAGCUUAAUAAGGUAGAAGAGCUAAAGGAAGAACUUGAAAGGUUACGGCGAAGAAAAGAAGAAGAAAAGACUUUUGCACACUUCCGCCCUUCUGGGACAAUUCUAGCGAAAAUCUCUUUGCCACACCUUCUACAUGGUGAUCGUAUCAUGCAAGGAAUGGCUAUGGCAAGUGAAGUGGAGUCUCAGCUAUCAAAACGCAAUGCCAUAUCAAUUGGUGGAAAUUUGGCAGUCAAUGGGAAUUCUGGAGGUGGAGUUGCUACUGGUGUGUUCAGGCAUCAGAUAUCUCCAGUUUCUUCUGUUCAAUUUAUGGCUUCAGCUGGUUUACGGUCACUAAUUGGGGUGGAAACAUCUCGUCAGCUGUCUUUGCACUCAACUGCAACAAUGGGCAUUGUAAUGUCUUUGAAAGAUGGUUCAUUGAAUCUUUCCAAUUCCUGGACCCGCCAACUGUCUGAAACGGCAACUGGAAAUAUACAGCUUGCUUUAGGUCCAGAGUCAUCUAUUGAAGUUGGAUGGAAGAUGAAAGAUGUGAAAAGGUCGGCAGCCGGCGGACUGAAGUUUGGUACAAGUUCAUUUGAGGCAUCAGCUCAUUAUAGCCAUUGGUUUUCCUCAAAGUCCCAUGGCCGUAUUUCGGGAAAAGUCGGAAGCUCGACUCUUGAGGUUGAAGUUGGUGGUGGAAGGAAAUUAUCUAAUUUCAGCACCGUCCGCAUGUUGUAUUCAAUAGGAAUUCAGGGUAUAUUUUGGAGAUUUGAAUUGCAUCGUAGUGGCCAAAAGCUAAUUAUUCCCAUUUUGAUCUCAACACAUUUGAAUCCAAUGUUUGCAACUGGAGCAUUUAUACUUCCGACAUCCGUUUACUUUUUGCUCAAGAAACUCAUUAUAAAACCAUAUUACCGUAGAAGAGAGAAACAGAAGGCUUUAGAGAAUAUGGAAAAAACUUCUUCAAAGGUUCUAGAGGCAAGGGCAGCAGCAGAGAAAGCUCAGCAAUUGCUACAAAAUGUGGCCAACAGGAAAAGAAAUAGGCAACUUGAAACAAAUGGAUUGGUUAUUACUCGAGCAUCAUAUGGAAACCUUACUGCUUUGGGUAGAAAAGACGAGUCAAGUGCAACACAUGAUGAAUUGACAUCACAAGUCCUGGAUGUCACAUUACCUCUAAAUUUCCUGGUUAAUGAUUCUGGACAACUCAAGCUUCAUGAGGGUGUGAAGAAGUCGGGCAUCAUGGGCUUUUGUGAUCCAUGUCCUGGAGAACUUAAAAAGCUACAUCUGGAGUAUACUUACAGAGGGGAGAGAUAUGAGGUGGUGGUGGGUGACUAUGAGGAGUUGCUAAUACCACAGGAAGCGCACAGGAUCUAAAUUACAUCUGUUAUACUCAAGGCCUUGGUUACCUUUCGCAAUUUUGCUUGCUUCACAUGCCUGAGGUACCCCCAACUAGAUUGUGACCUUUUUUUUUUUCCAUUACAGUGAUUUUGUUGUAAUUUGUGUCUAAUAAGGGCGUUGAAUAAUAAUUAUGAAAAAAAAAUCACUGAUCUCUCAUGGUGAAAUUUAGUUCACUUUUUCUUUA
Juglans microcarpa x Juglans regia is the source of this 1980-nucleotide messenger RNA. Its product is annotated as chaperone protein dnaJ 13. NCBI's taxonomy places the organism in Eukaryota, Viridiplantae, Streptophyta, Magnoliopsida, Fagales, Juglandaceae. The transcript is spliced from 13 exons. Bases 150 to 1772 code for a protein of 540 amino acids. The record is from RefSeq and is a predicted model, not a curated record.